AUGCGAGGAAAUGCAUAACUCUGAUAUAUAAAGCGAAUGUAAAAACGUAGGCAUACUUCACAAUUUUGAAUUUGUUUACCUUGCUGGUUUUCUUCGAAGACGUGGAAAACUAAAAUGAAGCUCGUGUGUGCCACAUUUUUCCUUCUGGCCUGUUUGGCUGUUGCGUCCGCUCGUUUAUGCGAAACCGAAAAUGAUUGUAGAGAGGGAGAAUGCUGUGCUGCAAUUUUAGGCAUUCAGGUCUAUAAUAGAGGAAUCUGUCUAAGGCUGAACAGAGAAGGUAGGAGAUGCAGGGAACCUGAAUCCAAAUUGGAGUAUUUCGGCGGAAAAUUCAUGGGAUACUGUCCUUGCCAAGAAGGUCUGUCUUGUGAACCCAACCCACCAAGAGGAAAUAGAGAUCCACCAAGAUUUCGAUUAACAUUUACAUGUCAGGGAACAACUUCCACUUCCAGUCCAGGAACAACAUCCACCAUCAGUCCAGGAACAACAUCCACAACCAGUCCAGGAACAACUUCCACUACCAAUCUAGAAACAACAGCACCUACGACGGGAACAAGCACUACCGAAAUACCAACAACGGAUUGAGAAACAACAUGUGGAGAAAUAAUAUUUUAAGAUUAAUGCUUCGUAAUACCAGCUAGAGACACCAAUUAAUAGAAUCGGGCACGGCGGUGAAAGAGAAAGAGCUACUCAUGGAAAUGGACCUAAACUAUAAAUUUCUUUAUGGAAAUAGCCAAAAGGGAACGAUUCUUGUGCUGCAAAAUUAAUAUCUCUUCUCUUGGAUAUAACUCUUAAAAUGAAAUAGAACUUAUGAUGAAUUGUAGUAAUGAAUUCAAAUUCGAAAUUAUCGAAAAUGAUAAACUAAGAAAGCAAACUA
Messenger RNA from Stegodyphus dumicola, 874 nucleotides. RefSeq names its product AVIToxin-VAR2-like. The record is from RefSeq and is a predicted model, not a curated record. Lineage: Eukaryota; Metazoa; Arthropoda; Arachnida; Araneae; Eresidae.